Messenger RNA from Lolium rigidum, 770 nucleotides. RefSeq names its product chaperone protein dnaJ 20, chloroplastic-like. Bases 1 to 564 code for a protein of 187 amino acids. Lineage: Eukaryota; Viridiplantae; Streptophyta; Magnoliopsida; Poales; Poaceae. Gene Ontology annotation, cellular component: chloroplast. The transcript is spliced from 2 exons. The record is from RefSeq and is a predicted model, not a curated record.
AUGCCCCACCUCACGGCACCCUCCUCCUUCGCCUGCUCCGGCACCGGCAGCACUGUUGCCGGGUUCCGGCUCCCGGGUCCUCCUCGGCGCACCCUGCUGCGCGCGCCGGCAGCUUCAGCGGCCGGAGGAGGCGUGCGAGCGGUGGAGCCGACGUUCUACGAGCUGCUGGGGAUCCCGGCGGAGGGGUGCAGCUUCGAGGACGUGCGGGCGGCGUACCGGCGGAUGGCGCUUAGGUACCACCCGGACGUCUCCCCGAAGGGCACCGCCGGGGAGCACACGCGGCGCUUCAUCCAAGUGCAGGAGGCCUACGAGACGCUCUCCGACCCCGGUCGACGCUGCAGCUACGACCGCGCGCUUGCACGCGGCGUCUGCCGGCUCGCCUUCAACCCCGCCUCGCGCAACGUCUCAUCCAUGUACCGCCAGGAGCUGGAAGACAAGUCCGGAUGGAGGACAUCUUGGGAAGGCCAGAUCGUGGAGCUGAAGACGAGGAACACAAGGAAGGAUUCAGACGAGAACAUAUCCUGGGGAGCUCGGAUGCGAAGGAAAAGGGGUGAACAAUUGUGACUGUGAUCUUUGAGUUAUAGCAAAAUUACAAGGGCUAUGCUUAAGACGGUUAGGAUUGGGAUACAACAACAAUAGUUGGUGUCGUAAAUAUAACCAGAUAGAAAUAAGCCAAUAUCAGUUAGUCAGCACACAAACUCAUUCUAGGGGUAUCACGAGUUAACAUCUGACAACUCCUAUAGUAAGCUAUUAAAGUAUCGGCCAAGAAA